AUGUCGCUUCGCGCGACGAAUCCACGCUUCGGCGCGCGCGUCGCGAGCGCGCGCGCGACGCUCGCGCGACGCCGCGCCCGUCCCGGUCGCGUCGACGUCGUCCCGCGCGCCGGCCCCAAGAAUCGCCUUCGCGAGAAAGAAGCCAAGAAACGAUCGUCCAGCGCGCGCGAUUACGAGCGCGAGAUGGACGAUUACGUCGAAAAGCACGUCGCGCCGGCGACGCGCGCGCUCGACGCCGCGCGCGCGCGUCCGGAGCGACGGAGCGACGCGCAACGAUUUAUCCGAAAAGUGCAGCGAAAAGUGAAAAAGGCGUCGCAAAAAGCCGUCGACGCGCUGCUGCCGCGCGACGCGGGCGCGUUCAGGCCGCGCGCGGACGUUCCGGCGCGCGUCGGCGCGCCCGGGACGUACGCGACGGUGUACAGGCCGCAGCGACCGAACCCGGCGUCGGCGUACGGGCGGGCGGCGGCGGCGUGGGGGACGCUGUUCGCGUGCGCGUGGAUCGCGCUCAAGGUCAUCAAUCGCGAGAACCCGCUUCGAGCGAUCGGGAGCGCGUUCAAGGGCGUGGGUCGUCGGGCGCCGCCGCCGGGGGCGACGGGACCGGGGCGGUGGGUCGGCGACCGCAGUCUCGGCGGGCGGCAGGUUUGGGUGCCGGCGACGGCGGAUCGGUUUCGGGACGAACGCAAACGUUUAGAGGGGGCUUUGGACGACGUUCCCGAAGACGCGAACGUAAAGCCGGGAUCCGCGACGAAGGCGCGGGGAAACGAGAAGAAAACGAGCGGCGCGGCGAAGGCGUUGCCGGCGUGGUGGACGCCGCCGUCGCCGCAGUACGUGCCGCCGGGACGCAAGGAGGCGCUGAUUCAAGUCGCGAAAGCGCAAGGAGCAACGCUCGCGGCGAAGCGAGUCAGCGGCGCGGGAUUCAGUGCGGAUGAUAUCGCCGAUUUUCGCGCCGCGUGCGCGGCGGCGGGCGAGCGAGGGUGCGCGGUAAAGUCGGUCGGACCGGAGAGCGCGCGAGUCGCCAUCUUUCGAGCCGCCGCUGAUUUCGCCGUCACGGACGCCAUGCGCGGCCAAGCGGGCGCGACGAGCGCAUUUAACACUCCUGUUGGACCAUUUUUAGUCGGUCUUUCGGAUGAUCUGAGCCUAGAUGCGCACAAGUGCGUCUCCAUCGUCAUGGCGGACGUCGCCGUUCGCGUGCGCGGCGCCGUCGUUCAAGCCGGAGCGGGACUUCGAAGUAACGACAGCGUCGCCACCAUGCUCGAGCUCAACAAGCUCGUUGACUUAUUCAACACGUUCCCUUUCACGCCAGACGCUCCGGAGCUAGACAUGCUCUCCGUGGGUUUGCGUUCGAGAUUGAGCGAAGACGAACGCCGUCGCAUUUGCGACGAAUUCGACGCCAUAAGUAACGGCGAACAUUCCGCCGUCGUCCGCGUCGCCGUGUGCGGUGCAUCCGACAGCGCGUACGAAUAG
Messenger RNA from Ostreococcus lucimarinus CCE9901, 1464 nucleotides. RefSeq lists its product with no specific name. The record is from RefSeq and is a predicted model, not a curated record. The transcript has a single exon. Bases 1 to 1464 code for a protein of 487 amino acids. Lineage: Eukaryota; Viridiplantae; Chlorophyta; Mamiellophyceae; Mamiellales; Bathycoccaceae.